UGGCCUCGCCGUCGACCAUUUCUUAACAGCACUGCGGCCAUGAAUUUUCUCCGCGGCAGCCGUCGCCACAAAAACAUAGUGUAAUGUCUUCGCCGACGUCCGCACCCACCGCAGGAACAACAACAAGCAGAGAAGCGUUUUGACUUUUUCCGACGCAAACGACGAGAUAACAGGCGGCAACAUGUCGCACCUGCACUCCUUCGAGAGCAUCGCCAACCUGAUGCACGACCUGGAGAUGGAGCGCCUCAAGCGGCCCAAGCGGCCGCACCUGCAGCAGUGCGCGUGGUUCGAGAAGCCACCCGUCGUCUUCUCUUUCAGCCACCCCCAUGUCAUGUCCCGGCUGGAGCGGCUCAUGGGCACCAACGUGGUGCGCAUCACGGACCGGAAGUACAUGCUGGAGCUGCAGCGACGCAUCCGGGAGGACCACAUCCGCAGCGUCCGGGAGCGGAUCCGCGCCAGGGAGGUGGACGAGCUGGAGCGCGAGAAGAAGCUCAUCCUGGACGGCCGCAUGUCUCUGGACGAGGCGCCGCGAGAGCUCGUGGACCACCCCGUCUUCCAGAUCUCACAGUUCAUUAAGCAAAUUCUCCUCGGAGGCAAGAUGGCCUCCAAUGUGUCGCGGAGCACGUCGUCGAGGGCCGCGCUGUCGCUGUCGCGCAGCUGCCUGGAGGAGGGCGCCGACCGCUCGCUCGCCACCCCGACCACGCUGGCGGCCGCGGCCAGCCGGCCCAGCUCCACCAACGUGUCGUCCAGGACGGGCACCCCGAGGACCAGCACGCCGAGGGACGCCUCUCCGAGGGACGAGUCCCCAAGAGGCUCCAAGGACGCCGAGGACGACGUGGAGACGCUGUCGGGCAUGUCGGCGUGCGACGCCGACGAGGACCUGGACCGCCAGGCCGACAUCGAGCGCGGCUACAUGUUCACGCAGGAGGACUUCGAUCGCAUCAAGUUCGAGGCAGAGAGCGUCAAGAAGAUGUGGGAGCUGGAGACGGUGGACGAGCUCUACGCCCUGGCGGAGUCCAUCGUCAGGGAGAUGGUGGCGCAGGACGCCGCCCCCGCUGCCGCCCCCGCCGCCGCCCCCGCCGAGGAUCGAACCGCGUCCGAGCCGAGCGGCUAA
Thrips palmi is the source of this 1114-nucleotide messenger RNA. RefSeq lists its product as uncharacterized. The record is from RefSeq and is a predicted model, not a curated record. The transcript has 7 exons. NCBI's taxonomy places the organism in Eukaryota, Metazoa, Arthropoda, Insecta, Thysanoptera, Thripidae. Bases 182 to 1114 code for a protein of 310 amino acids.